CAUUCAUCCACCACGUCGCCCACCAGAAUUCAGAGAGCCCCUCAGUGUUUGCUAAAUUGCGCCGGUGACUUGAUCCUGUCCUUCUCCGGGACUUGGAAGUUGUCCAAUCAACAUGAUCGUGAAACGGAACGACUCGGAAAUUCAAGGAAAUUCUGGAUCUGGAAUCCGGGAAUCCAAGGGAUUCUCGCUGGUGAAAGAGAGCGUUGCGGAAAUAAAUCUUUCGGAAGGGAAGGUGUGUCCGACGGAGAUGGAGGUGGAUCAAGAGAGUGCUGCGUCGUCGGAGGAGAUGGAAUCGCCGAGGUCGGUGGCGAAGGUUGGGCGGUGGACGGCAAAGAAGAUUGCGUCCGUUCACAGCCAGGUACUGAAGAUCAGGGAGGAAGAUUCUCACCUUGGUGAGGACAUCGCCGAACAUUUCAGCGCCAAGGAUAAGAUCGCUGGUCAUCCUCACCAUCUGGCUUCGCGCGUCGAUGUCGUGCUGUUCUCGAGGCCGAUCUUGCCGGCGUCGCCUCUCGGCGGCAAGACGACCGUCAAGAAUGUCUGCUGAACCAAUCAAGGGAACUGCACCAUUUAUGGAGAGAGAGACGGUGCGUAACACAGCCGAAGGUUGAUAGUUUUUGUUUGUGUUAGGACUUAGGAGGUUAGAUGGUAGCCACGUACUGGUUUUCCUUCUCAGCUAAGAUCGAUCCCAGGGGCAUGUGAAGACAUGAGAAGUUGCGAUCUAUUUGCUGUUGUACAGUCUAUUAUACAAGUUGGAACUCUCUUGCUCUUUUGUAAGUACACCUAAACAAAGCAUGGAUCUGCACAUACAAAUACAAUUUCCAUACGGCAAAAUCGUGCCCUCGACGGAACGGACGAGUGAUGGUAUGGACACAUUCCAAGUCUCAUAAAUUUCUUCCUUCCCUAAAUCAAAACCAUCCGUCUCCUUCACCA
Molecule: messenger RNA, 930 nt
Organism: Diospyros lotus (date-plum)
Lineage: Eukaryota; Viridiplantae; Streptophyta; Magnoliopsida; Ericales; Ebenaceae
Exons: 2
Coding region: 113-544 (143 amino acids)
Source: RefSeq, a predicted model, not a curated record